UCAAUCUGACCUCCGAUGGAAAGUGAUUGCAAUCUGAGGAAAUUAACUGGGAAUGGCGGAAGAAACAGGGACGACGAAGGCGAAGAGGAAGAUGGGAGACGGAAGAGAGAAGGCAAAGAACUCCAAGACGAAACCAUCUCCAUCUCCAUCUCCGACCAUUGCCAAGUGGCCCCUCGUCAAGCCCAAGCAAGAUCUCCAGAUCACUCGCCUCAAGGAUACCGAUCUCUUCACCAUUUGUAUCGGAGAAGGGAUGUUGAGCCUGGAAGGAAUCUCAGAUUUCAGGUGCAAAAUUUUUUUACUUCAGCUGAAUCUAAUGCAUUUGUAAAAGUUGCUGAAUCCAUUGGCUUUGUUCACCAAGGAAGCCUUGGUCCAACAAAAGGUGAAGCUUACAGGGACAAUGACAGGAUUUCUGUCACUGAUCCCUUGCUUGCAAAUGCAAUAUGGGAAUCUGGACUUAACAAAUUGUUCUCUGAUAUCAAAAUUCGAGGGAGGGUUGCUGUUGGGUUGAAUCCAAAUCUCAGAUUUUACAGGUACAACGUUGGUCAGCGGUUUGGAAGACACAUUGAUGAAAGUGUUGAUCUUGGUGAAGGAAAACGUACCCACUACACCUUACUAAUUUACUUAAGUGGAGGUUCAAAGUCAAAAGCUAAGAAUGAUUCAAGCAACCAUAGUAAUUCUCCUUCAGAGCUGCUAGUUGGAGGAGAAACUGUCUUCUACAAUUCAAGAAAUGGUAUUGUGGCUGAGGUUGCUCCAGCUGAAGGAAUGGCUCUGCUUCAUAUACAUGGCGAUAAGUGCAUGCUUCAUGAAGCCCGCAAUGUGACAAAGGGGGUCAAGUAUGUCUUUCGUUCUGAUAUAGCUUUUGCUUGAGUUCAAUUUGUUGAUCAAGCCUUUAACAGUCACAUAGAAAGAUAUUUAAGCAUAGAUACGUUUUAUAUCUGGACGAAGGGAGCUUGGUCAUCAUUCAAAAGCGUACUGCAUCUGCUAUUACCAUUCUGAUAAUCUUUUUACCUUCUUCCUUA
Rhodamnia argentea is the source of this 1019-nucleotide messenger RNA. RefSeq lists its product as uncharacterized. Gene Ontology annotation, cellular component: endoplasmic reticulum. Gene Ontology annotation, biological process: peptidyl-proline hydroxylation to 4-hydroxy-L-proline. The transcript is spliced from 5 exons. Bases 16 to 867 code for a protein of 283 amino acids. Lineage: Eukaryota; Viridiplantae; Streptophyta; Magnoliopsida; Myrtales; Myrtaceae. The record is from RefSeq and is a predicted model, not a curated record. Gene Ontology annotation, molecular function: iron ion binding; procollagen-proline 4-dioxygenase activity; L-ascorbic acid binding.